GCCCACAGGCUUCCCCGCCCUCGCCCAGCUCCGCGAACCCGCGCUUGAAGGGAGGCUGGUUUGCAGGAGUCGCCCGCGAAAGAGAGAGAAGAAGAACUCGACGUUUUGCCCCCUUCGAAAGAGGGGCAUCCCGCCGUUGCCAUGGAGUCGUCCGGUGGUUCCUCCAAGGGGUGCAUGGAUCAAUUUACCAGCCUCAUCCGCUCCCAAAGGGGAAUGCUACUCUUCGCAGAAAUAAUUGCAUGUAUCAUCAUACUGAUCUGCUAUGGGGCAUCCUGGUCAUAUGCCUACACAGGUUUGGCGAUCUUCAUGCUGAUUUACUGCAUCGUCCUGUUUAUCAUCUUCAUGUUAGGAUUACACCUCCAAUUGACUUUCGUUCACUGGGGAUGGACGACUUUUAUCCGGGCUCUUAUUGGAGCAGUGGCUUUUAUCAUCACCGCCAUCGUUGUCCUUGUUAGCCGCCCAGAUGGAGCAGGCAUAGCUGGGGCGGUGGUUUCAAUUCUGACUGGAAUCCUCUUUGGCUACGAUGCAUACACCAUCUUGCCUACUCUCAGGAAAUCCCAUGCACCAGCUCCUUCCGCAGAAGUAGGGCAUCAACCACCAGAAUCUCCAGCGAAUUUUAUUCCUCAAAACUGAAAAUAGAGCCUACAGAAGGGAUUUGAAGACGCCAUCCCUCUUUCACCUCAAGACAAAACACCACACUGGACCCAUCUCCUAUUGCCUUCUGUGGGAUCUGUCCCUAAGAGACCACCUCCCCGUAUCAAUUUGGCAACAUCACAGCCUCUUUUCCUUGGAUGCCCAGUAGGACUGAUUGUUGUCUGAAUUGGCAGGUCCUUUCCUCUUGUUUCCACUUUAUGAAACUGUUCCAGGAAAUGGAAAAGAAGGGCAGUUCUGGAAUCCUCCAGGGAAAUUGCAGACCCCAGUAAGAUGGAUUUCAUAGGUUUGUAACUAUUGACUGCAUCAGAUUGAGAGUAAUUCCAUUUACUCUCUGGUUGAGAUGCAAAGAAAAUAAGCCUUUAUAUGUUUAGUCCUAUUAGUAGAAAAUGGCAGCAAAGUGCAAAGGGCCCCCCCGGACCUUCUCUUUGGGGCGUCUGUUUGCCUUGCAGACUCCAGGUGCUUGCAUCCAGAGUUUCAAAUAAGAAUCCACUGUUUUGAAAUCUAACAAAUAGGACUUUUUCAAAAGUUUGUAACUUUUGAAGAGUUUGAGUUCCACCCCAUGAAAAGGUGUUUGAAAUUUCACUAAGCCAUCUUAAAUACCCAUUUUUGAUAAGUUAUUAUUUUUUAAUAAAGCAAGCGCUUAAAAGGCAUCCUACAUUGGUAACUUUUUCUACACCAUUUAUUUUCUCCCCUAAUCUUAUCUCUCUUAGGGGGAACCUCGGUCUUUAAAAAAGGCACCAGGUUACGGAGUAGGGUUAUGUGUAUGUUCAGUCAUUGUGAGCAAAUAGAAAAAGUGAGUUUGGGUGGUCAUGAGCUACUGAAACUUCCAGAUUAAGGAAAACUUUACUGAAUUAGACUUCCAGGGCUCAGAGGUAAAACUCUACUGCCAGGCAAAAUUCAUUACCCUGGCCUAUUUUGUAAAAUUUUUUAAAUAUAAAAAUAGUAAACAUAGCAAACUUUUAUAUAAAAUAUGCAAAUUCAUAUACUUGAUGAUGAUGUUAUCCAUUCAGUCGUGUCCAACUCACGGCAAUUCUGUGGGCCAGGUUUCCCCACAUCUUCCGAUCUUGCACUAUUUGAGGGUAUUUUUAUGCUCUGGCUGAUGUCAGCUUUGAUGAUGUCCAGCUACUGUGUUCUUCAGCAGUCUGUUUUCCUUUCCCCACUUAACUCUUCCAAGCAUAAUUACUUUCACCAGUGAAUUACCCACCGCAUGACAUGGCCAAAAUAAGUGACACAGAGUUUUGUGAUUUUGCCUUCCAGUGACAUGUAUGGGUUAUGCACUCAUAUACUUGUUAAAGGCCAUUUUUUUUCCCAAAGAAGAGAACUUGGCUUACCUUGGUGCUGAUUUCUGGGUAUUUUUUAAUAAUUAUUUUGGUGUAGUGCAGAAUACAGCCUUGGCUAGGGCCUCAGUGAUCUAUUAGGAGACACAUAUGCGGCCUGAUUUUCUUCUGGGGAAUGUAUAUCAUUGCCUUAAGCUUAGAACACGUUGUCUGCAUUGGCAGGAAAGAUAGAAGAGAAAGGAGAAUGUCUACUGCCAUCUCUCGUCCAAUUCUCUCCUGUUGGACCUUGGGCAGCUUGGUUUUAUUUUGUGCUUGCUGGAGAAAUAAAAUAGUUGAAAAUGCAAAUAAAUGAUAUCUGAAUUAG
Messenger RNA from Pantherophis guttatus, 2295 nucleotides. NCBI's taxonomy places the organism in Eukaryota, Metazoa, Chordata, Lepidosauria, Squamata, Colubridae. The record is from RefSeq and is a predicted model, not a curated record.